This is a messenger RNA of Chelonus insularis, 2872 nucleotides long. RefSeq names its product tubulin polyglutamylase TTLL4-like. NCBI's taxonomy places the organism in Eukaryota, Metazoa, Arthropoda, Insecta, Hymenoptera, Braconidae. The coding region runs from base 687 to 2375 and encodes 562 amino acids. Gene Ontology annotation, biological process: microtubule cytoskeleton organization; protein polyglutamylation. The transcript is spliced from 4 exons. Gene Ontology annotation, molecular function: tubulin-glutamic acid ligase activity; tubulin binding. The record is from RefSeq and is a predicted model, not a curated record. Gene Ontology annotation, cellular component: cilium.
CGUUGAGGUGCACCUGUCUCUCCAUAGCACGUGUGUACAGCAAUCCAAAUUUACCGUAUUAAAAUCGAAGAAAUUUUUGUUUUUGACGUGAUAAUAAUGUUUAUAAUUAUUCAAUAGUAUUGAUAUUAUGCAAAUAUCUUGGAUAUUCAAUAGAAUAUUUAAAUUGUACGGUUAUUUAUCUUUAAAUUCGUAUUUAUAACCUCAUAUUUUCGUUGAUUUAUGCGACGUAUGCACGUGUGACACACUGUUGCUUCGACAACAAUUUUUAGUUCAAUGUCAAAUAGUUUUAUUUAAAAGCAAAUGAUAUCGUAAUUAAUCGAAUUAACCUAAUUAGUGUGUUUUGUAAUUUUUAAUGUGUUCAAGUUUAGUCGUUAUUGAAAACGUUUUAUAGUUGAUUCUUAUCUUAUCUAAAAAAACAAAAAAGUGUCUUUACCCGCCAAGUGAAUACGAUUUUGUUGAUGGUCGAAGUAGUGUAACGUCAACCGAAUGAUAGAAAACGUCUUGAACCUUGGACAGAUACAGGUACUAUUACUGUGCCACCCUUGAAGAAGUAACCAAGUAGCCAGACAACCGUCAGAAGCAUCAGCCUCAUCCUUCUAUUUACGAGCAAAAAACUUUCUCUCCACGUGAAGUACAUUUGAUAAUGUCGAACACUUGUUGGAGACAUUAACAGAAAGAAAAUCAAAAUGGAUAUCAUUUCUUAUAAUCAUCAUAAAUUGAUGAGUAAUAACGACAUCGGAAAUGACAUUGAAGAAGAUAUUGAUCAAGACUAUGAAGAAGAACUGCCAGACUCAAGUGAUUCAAUGCCUACGGUGACAGACUCCGAGUCAAGUGAUGAUAACAACGGCAAGUUACCACUGAGAAGAAGCCUUUUUCCCAACGUACCACCUUACAUUGUCUUCCACUCGUACGAUUCAACUGGUCAUGAAUUACCUGCUGCGGUCACCAAGCACCUUAAGUGGGAAUUGAGCAACAUUACUCCUCAACUCGUGAGAAGGACCGUUGUAAACUCAGGCUUUCGACUGGAAAAAAAAUCCCAAGAGUGGCUUGGAACGUGGGGAAAGCACAUGAAGUCUAAUUGCUUCAAGUAUCUUCAAAAUAAUCAGAAAGUUAAUCAUUUUCCUGGGACAUUUCACGUCGGUCGAAAAGAUAGACUUUGGAGAAAUCUUUGUAGAAUGAUGAUAAAGCAUGGAAGAAGAGAAUUUGGUUUUGUACCACGUACUUACGUAUUGCCUCAGGACCUACGUAGCUUCCGCCAAACUUGGGAGAAGACUGGUGGCAAAGAGAAGUGGAUAAUAAAGCCUCCAGCAUCAGCACGAGGAUUGGGGAUUCGUGUUGUUCACAAGUGGUCUCAGAUCCCAAAAAAACGACCGUUAGUCGUACAACAAUAUCUCUCCAAACCUCUACUGAUUGGCGGUGCGAAAUUUGACCUUCGACUUUAUGUUCUCGUAUCGAGCAUUAAUCCUCUACGUAUAUAUAUUUAUCCAGAUGGCCUCGUUCGGUUUGCUUCAGUCAAAUAUGUCGAUGACAUCAACUACCUCAGUGAUCGUCUCAUGCACCUGACCAACUACAGUAUUAAUAAAACUAGUGCUACAUACACGAGUAAUGAAUGCGCUGAUGCUGCUAAUGGACACAAGUGGACUGUCAAAACUCUUUGGUCAUAUUUAGAAAAGGAAGGAGUGAAUACCAAAAAAAUUUGGACUGACAUCAAAGACAUUGUCAUCAAAACAAUGAUUGCUGUUGAGUCACCUAUCAAUACUCUGACAAGGACAAAUGUCACAUCUAGAUAUAAUUGCUUUGAACUAUUUGGUGUUGAUAUUCUUCUUGAUGAAAAUCUUAAACCUUGGCUGCUGGAAGUCAACAUAUCACCAUCUCUUCAAUCAUCAUCAGCGCUGGAUAUCGCUGUCAAAGGACCAUUGAUUGCAAAUGUUCUUAAUAUUGUAGGAUUUCAUUUACCAUCAAAAAUCUCAGUUCGAGAAGUUGAAAAUUUGAAAAAACUUUAUGGCUUUGAUCGAGUUUGUCAAAAUUCGGAACUUGAAAGGAUGCGCUUGUCUACUCAUGAGAAACAAAAACAAGCUCUCUAUGUUGAAUUAGAUAGAGAAGAUUAUUUGGAUGAUAUUUUAGAAGAUCUCACUCCUGAUGAUGUCAGACAUUUAAUUUUGUAUGAAGAUGAGCUUACCCAAACCAAUCGAUUUGAGCAAAUUUUUCCAACAAAAUAUACCCAUCCUUAUCUGGACUUUUUCGAUGUUCCAAGAUAUUACAAUAAAUUAUUCGAUGCUUGGGAAGAAAAAUACUCUAAUAAUCGUGAGAAAGGAAUUGCUUUACUCCAAAAACUCUGUCAUGAAAAAUUUCAUCUUGAGCAUUCAGUUACCUAGUUAACAUAAGUUUAAUAUUCUUUUGCUUAUUGUGUUCAAGUCAAUAUUUAGGUGAUGAAUUCAUGCAUAAAUUUACUUCAUGUUAAAAACAUUUCAUGAUAUUUAUAAAAGCCAUCGAAAAACAAAUCAUAACUAAUUGUUAUUAAUUAAUGAAAUUGAAUGUCGAAUUAAAUUAAUUUUUUAUAAAAAAUUAUUGAUAGAAAUGAAUUGAUAACUCAUUUUUACUGCGAUAAAAAUUAAUUUUAAUAUAAAAUAAAUUUUUAGAAAUUAUUGUAAAAUUAUAGCUAUUUUUACUAGAUGAAAAUUGUUAAAAGUUUAUGUUUAUCAAUACCAAAAAAAAAACACUCACUCACUUGAUCGUUUGAGGAAAAAAUUGUAGUCAUUGAAUAUUCAUUUAAUGAAUAAAAAAAAAGCCAUCGCCGUAUAUUUGUGCCUUAAAUUAAACUGAAAAGAUUGUAAUGCCUUUUUGUCUCAUUAUUAAACUGUUUUCAAAUAAA